AUGUAGAUCAAUUGAUUGAUAUUCGUGUUACAUCAUCCAAUUACGAAGUUUUAUCGAACAUCGAUUUUUUUAUUUUUUUUAAAAAAAUGUAUUCCACUAGCUUAGUUCGUUCUUUCAGAGCAGCAGGUUCUAGUAUGUAAUAAUAAAUUGACUUACUCUAUACUAAAGAAAAUAUUUGACAUUUAUAACUUGAUAAAUAGGCUCAUUGCUUAGAACUUCUAUGACAAGAAAUGGUGUUUUUUCCAUUUUGAAGAGAAAUACGCGACAAGACACUACGUCAGCAACAUCCCAAGGAACGUCUCAAGAAGAGAUUCUCGUUAGCCAACGUGCAAAACGACCUCUUUCCCCUUUUAUGAUUUAUCAACCGCAAUUGACAUGGUAUAUGUCAUUUGCACAUAGAGCUACUGGCGCAGGAUUGGCAGCCGGUCUUUAUGGAACAAUAGCUGCUUAUGCAUUUGGUGGGCCUGAUUCUGACACUUUAGUUGCUGCAGUAUCAACUUUACCACCUACUCUGAAACUUGCGGGAAAAUUCUGCAUUUCUUACGCUUUUACUUAUCAUACAUUUAAUGGAAUCAGGCAUUUGAUUUGGGAUACUGGAAAAGCUUUAACAAUUAAAGGAGUAUAUGGAACGGGAUAUGCUGUAUUGAUACUUUCUACACUUUCAUCUAUUGUUCUUAGCGUGAUUUAAAUUUUUUUUGUUAUUGUACUAAAUAUUAUCAUUAGAAAUUAUAAAUUAUUUUGAAUAAUAAACAGAUUGUUGUGUAUUGUUUUGGGUUUGUAAACUAUUAAACAUCUUUUAUUCAGUUCGGUCAAAUAGUAAACUUCCAAAAUUUCAUG
Rhizophagus irregularis DAOM 181602=DAOM 197198 is the source of this 837-nucleotide messenger RNA. Lineage: Eukaryota; Fungi; Glomeromycota; Glomeromycetes; Glomerales; Glomeraceae. The record is from RefSeq and is a predicted model, not a curated record.